Brenthis ino (lesser marbled fritillary) is the source of this 975-nucleotide messenger RNA. The record is from the annotation of a GenBank genome assembly. NCBI's taxonomy places the organism in Eukaryota, Metazoa, Arthropoda, Insecta, Lepidoptera, Nymphalidae.
AUGGCUUGGCAACGAGUAUUAUCUUCUCAAGAAAUACUGAGUAUAUUAGAAGAGGAAAAGGAUUUAGAAGAUGCCAAUCAAAUCGAUGCCGUGUACAUGAUGCCGACGGUUGACAAUCUUACAGACGAGGAAGACCUAGAUGAUGACGCGCUAGGUGAUUACGACAAUACUGUGCCCACUGAUAUCGCUGGAACGUAUGAAAUCCACACCGAUUUACCCGCAGAGCCUGAAAAUACGCAAGGUGAGCCCGGUCCUUCAACUUCGAAAAAGCCAAGUCUGCCGAAGAAGUCACCAAAAUGUGUUCCAGACUGGAAAAAAGAACAUCCAAUUUAUACACAUUUUCCUACAAGUGACGAAACAGCAAUGACACAGAAUAUUGAAGAACGUGUAGGUGGAAAAACACCUUUUGAAGUAUUUUCCCUAUUUUUUAGUGAUGAAGUUUGGGAACAGAUUGUAGGUUUUUCAAAAAAAUAUGCGUGUGACCAUAACCGUCAUUUAUUUACCCUCACGGUAGCAGAACUCAAAAGAUUUUAUGGUAUAUUAUUAUUGAAUGGAUAUCAUUUGCCUUUUUGCAUUUGCCUGCUGCGAAGUUAUACUGGUCAAAAGUUCGGAAUAUUUUCACACAACUUGUCAAUUGACGAAGAAAUGGUGCCGUAUUUUGGACGUCAUGGUUGCAAGAUGUUCAUCAAAGGAAUGCCUGUAAGAUUUGGAUUCAAGUUAUGGUGCUUAUGUAGUUCAAAUGGUUAUCUGUACCAGUUUAUUCCAUAUGGCGGAAAGAAUAGUAAUGUUACUAGAAAUGAUUUAGGUCUGGGAGAAAAUGUUGUUUUAGACCUAUUGUCCGUUAUUGAAGACCCACGCAAACAUCGCAUUUUUUUUGAUAAUUUCUUUUCUUCACAUAAAUUGUUUUGUAUUCUGAAAGAGAAAGGCAAUUUUGCCACUGGUACUAUUAGAGAAAAUAGAACAAUGAAUAAAACU